UGGACUGAAAUGGUGGACAUGGCAACUGCUUGAACAUAAGCAUAAAUACAAAAACGUUCAUUUAAUAAGGAAACAGUGUGUUCCCUCUCGCCCUUGUUCAGAGGUAAACUGUAAACAUCAGUACAGGACAGGGCCUUACAAGGCGAGGGGGAUCUCCCCAUCCCGGGCUGGAAUGCGGAGUGGGAGGGAGGUGAAGCUCACUGGACGUUUCAUUGGAAAAAACGUUCCCGCUAUUAAAAGUCCGCUUGGGUGCCUCAGGCUCUGUGUUUUUCUCUGUGCUUGCUUAAAAGGUCCAAUGAAAUCUAAAUCCAUGUUGCUGUGGAGUAGCUUUUUCUCCAUGUUUUUUUGGUUUUAAAAUGCACUGUAUGCUAAUACUCUUUAAUAUCGACACGGUUGACUUUUAUCAGAUCUGUCUUCAGAAAGAGAUGGCUGACCUCCUCAGACCCCUCUCCGACCAGAUCCAGGAGAUCCAGAAUUUCCGGGAGAAGAAGCGUGGCAGCAGUCUGUUCAACCACCUGUCUGCCGUGAGCGAGAGCAUCCCCGCUCUGGGCUGGGUGGCCGUGUGUCAGAAACCAGGGCCGUAUGUGAAGGAGAUGAGCGAUGCCGCAAUUUUCUACACAAACAGAGUCCUUAAAGAUUACAAAGACACAGACCCCCGUCAUGCUGAGUGGGUGCGUUCCUAUCUGAACAUCUGGACUGAACUUCAGACCUACAUCAAGGAGCACCACACAACUGGACUCAUCUGGAGCAGGACUGGUCCUGUAGCCCCUCCCUCGCUGUUCGGUGCUCCUUCUGAUAGCACUUGCCCUCCUCCUCCUCCUCCUCCACCACCAGGUCCUCUUCCAGUGUUCAUGGAUAACAGCCCUAAAUCCGAGGACACAUCAGCCCAGCCUUCAGCUCUGUUUGCACAGCUCAACCAGGGAGAGGCCAUCACUAAAGGUUUAAAACAUGUGUCUGACAAGCAGAAGACCCAUAAGAACCCUAACUUGCGCUCUCAGGGAGGGAGGACACACCAGGCAUCUCCAGCCAAAAGUCAGAACCCCGGCUCAUCUGCCUGUGCAUCUGCCAAGAAACAUUCCCCCGUGCUGGAGCUGGAAGGAAAGAAGUGGAGGGUGGAGCAUCAGGAGCGGUCUCAGGACCUGUUGAUAGAGGAGACAGAGCUCAGACAGGUGGUUUAUGUCUUUAGCUGUAGCAACUCCACACUCCAGAUCAAAGGCAAAGUCAACUCCAUCAUAGUGGAUAAUUGUAAGAAGCUCGGACUCGUGUUUGACAGUGUGGUUGGCAUCGUUGACAUCAUCAACUCCAGAGACAUUCAGCUUCAGGUAAUGGGAAAAGUUCCUACUAUUUCCAUUAACAAGACUGAGGGGUGCCAUGUCUACUUGUGCAAGGAUUCACUUGACUGUGAGAUUGUCAGUGCCAAGAGCUCCGAGAUGAACGUCCUUGUUCCUGAGGGAGAAGAUGAUUAUAGGGAGUUUCCAAUCCCAGAGCAGUUUAAAACGGUUUGGGAUGGCUCCAGUCUGGUGACAGAGCCCGCAAAGAUCGCUGGUUGAUUCCUUUUGCAGUUUUGUCAUCUCUUUCCUUCUACCCAGAAUUCUUCAUGCACUUUCACUGUAUCACACUGUUAGAUGAGAUGUAAGAAUUCAUACAUUGUGGUAGUGUGAGUUGUAGAUUAAGGCUCAUAAAAUUCAAAUUAAGAGCAAAAUAUGGACAAACAAGUGUCAUUUUCAAAAUAUAUGAAUAAUUAUGCAUAGAAAAUACACAGGAUGACACCAUUAUGUUGUUCAGUCAGCAACUCAACAAAAGUAACAAGUUAAAGUAAUAAAUAAACAAUUACAUUUUUAUAAUUUUUCCCCCAAGGUCUUUUUUUAAAUUAUAAAAUACUUUGUCUUUAUGUCAUAAAUUCUCAUGUUAAAUACAUUUUGGUUUCUUUUUUAGAAACAAUAAAAAGACAGAAUAUUUUUAAAUAUAUUAUGACUUUUUAGGUAUAACUUGUUUUUUAUAGGGGAACUAGCCCUUUGUGUUUUGCGCAGUAACAUUUGACAUUUACUACAGAUUUACUUUCUGAUCAUAACAUUUUCUUCGGCAAAAAAAAAAAAACAUGUUUAUUUGGAAGGGUAAACUUGUAUGUUCAGGCUUUGGACGCAGAAUAUGUGCAAUCAUGAGCAGAGGAGAAAAUCAACAGACAUUUUACAAUCAAACCGCUUUUUAUUCUAUGAGUCUGAUAACUGGUCUUUGUUCUGGAAAUGAAUGAGUGCCUUUGGAGGAAUUUUUAUAAGAUUUUAUAUUAUUUUAAUAUAGUUCAAAUAUUGCUUUAUAUUUCAUUUAUAAUCUCAGACUGCUCAUUUCUGAAAUUAACUUUUGUUCAUCAAAUGUUUGCAUUGACAGCCACCACAUGUCAUUCAACACCAUCAGGGCUGUAAUUACAUCUGCUGUGCUAUAACUAAGUAUUCGGCUAAUAAAUAUCAAACUUUGUGUCCAAAAUA
Messenger RNA from Carassius carassius (crucian carp), 2483 nucleotides. Its product is annotated as adenylyl cyclase-associated protein 2-like. Gene Ontology annotation, biological process: regulation of adenylate cyclase activity; cytoskeleton organization; cell morphogenesis. NCBI's taxonomy places the organism in Eukaryota, Metazoa, Chordata, Actinopteri, Cypriniformes, Cyprinidae. The record is from RefSeq and is a predicted model, not a curated record. Gene Ontology annotation, cellular component: cytoplasm. The transcript is spliced from 10 exons. Bases 357 to 1550 code for a protein of 397 amino acids. Gene Ontology annotation, molecular function: actin binding; adenylate cyclase binding.